AAAGGGGAAACCAACUUUCUUUUCAUGCCUUUUCUGACGCCCGUGAAGCAUGAAACGACAUUGGUAUCAUAAAUUGUAAUAAGGAUACCAUUAAUAGAGUAAAAAAAAUGUCAGAAAACCAUGUGUCGGGGAUGGAGGCGUCCGCUGUGUCUGUGCUGAAGCGAGCGGUGGAGUUGGACCAGAGCGGGCGGCUUCAGGAGUCUCUGGUCUGCUAUCAGGAGGGCAUUCAGCUACUCAUAGACGUCCUCAAAGCUUUAAAAGAUGAGUCAAAAAGAGGACACUACAGGGACAAGAUCAAGGGUUACAUGGACAGAGCAGAGCAAAUCAAAGCUCACGUGAACCAGAUGAAAGAAGAUGGGAAAUACCAUGAGCAGAUAAAAAUAUCAGACGAUGCCACUGGUUACAGUUAUGAGGCUUUGUUUAAGCCUUACAUCAGCAACGCUCUCACAGAGGUCUGGGUUGAGGACCCGUACAUACGUCACACACAUCAACUGUACAACUUCCUGCGUUUUUGUGAGAUGCUGCUGAAAUCGUGCUGCAAGGUGAAACUCAUCCAUCUCCUCACGUCACAGGAUGAAGCUGACAGCAGCCAGCAGAGCAGCGCUCUGUCUGAGCUGAAGGACAGCCUGAGUGCUCAGGGAGUGACUCUGGAUCUGCAGUACUCCUCCACCAUACAUGACAGAGAGAUCAGGUUUGACAAUGGCUGGAUUAUAAAAAUUGGAAGAGGGUUGGAUUACUUCAAGAAGCCCAAGGGCAGAUUCUCUGUCGGGUAUUGUGACUAUGACCUGAGGCCGUGCCAUGAGACCUCUGUAGAUAUUUUCCAUACAAAACACACAAAAACUUUGAAGGAUUCAUGAUGUCAAUAAAUUCUUUCUAACUUAAAGUGGACAUGUCAUGCUUUUAAAUCCUUAUUUUUCCACAUUUAAAUCGUUCAGUUGGGGAUUUUAUAAAGUGGAACUGACAUGCUUUGGUCUGCAUUCCUCCUUAUUCUAACUUUACCAGCCCCUCUUUCACCCCGUUUCUGAUGUGUGCCUCAAAGCAACUUGUUUUCAUACUGUUCCUUUGAGGCAGUUCAAGCCUUAAAGGAAAGUACGCAACAAAAUCCAUAUAAUGGUUAAAAGUGUUUUUUGCAUGAUACGUCCCCUUUUACAAACAUUGAUAAGAUUUUUUGCUUUUUUAUUUCCUUUGCAUUGAUUUUUCAUUUUCAGAGGUAACUGCAACAAUAAAUCUAUUUCAUGUCACUUUAACAGUUCUUUUGGUACAUCUAAAACUUUUUUUAUAACUUUGAAUGUAAAAAUAAUAAUAACGUAUUUUGGCAUUUUAUGGAUUUGUUGGGGAGAGAAACAUUAAAAUUUUAAAACAUUUAUUAAAAAGUGUUAUUAAUAUGCUCA
This is a messenger RNA of Austrofundulus limnaeus, 1391 nucleotides long. RefSeq names its product MIT, microtubule interacting and transport, domain containing 1 (gene mitd1). NCBI's taxonomy places the organism in Eukaryota, Metazoa, Chordata, Actinopteri, Cyprinodontiformes, Rivulidae. The record is from RefSeq and is a predicted model, not a curated record. The coding region runs from base 108 to 857 and encodes 249 amino acids. The transcript is spliced from 7 exons.